Messenger RNA from Macrosteles quadrilineatus (aster leafhopper), 630 nucleotides. RefSeq lists its product as uncharacterized. NCBI's taxonomy places the organism in Eukaryota, Metazoa, Arthropoda, Insecta, Hemiptera, Cicadellidae. Gene Ontology annotation, biological process: DNA integration. The coding region runs from base 1 to 630 and encodes 209 amino acids. Gene Ontology annotation, molecular function: nucleic acid binding. The record is from RefSeq and is a predicted model, not a curated record. The transcript has 2 exons.
AUGGAUAAAGACAUUGAAAACAUGAUUGCUGUUUGCAAGCCUUGUCGUGAGAAACAAAAUUCUCCAACGAAAGAGAUCAACCAUCCUUGGGAACCAGCAACUCAGCCAUGGGAGAGAAUACAGGACAAUGGACGAAGUUUCACUUCUCUUACUUUUCAAGAGUUUCUUAAGUCAUGUGGAACUCAACACAAAACGACUGCUCCGUUCCACCCAUCAUCUAAUGGACAAGCUGAACGCUUUGUACAAACAGUGAAGAAGAUGUUGAAGUCGAUAUUAGAUGAACCAGGAACACUUGACAGUAAAAUUCACAAGGCGUUAAUUCAACUGCGUCAAGUACCAAACUCAACAGGAAACUCGGCAUACUAUCUCAUGUUCAACAGACAAGUAAGAACAUACCUGAGUGUUAUGAUACCUUCUAGAAUCGAGGACUCAAAAGACAAACCUAAAGGUAUAACACGCAUAUUUAAGGUGGGAGACCGUGUUCAAGUGAGAAACUACUACAAGGGUCAGACAAAAUGGAGUUUCGGAAAAGUUACAUCAAGAGAUGGAAAUCUACAUUACAACGUUGAACUGGAGAACGGAGUAACAUGCAGACGACAUGUAGAUCAAAUGCUGCGAUCAAGACUUUAA